Messenger RNA from Microthlaspi erraticum, 402 nucleotides. NCBI's taxonomy places the organism in Eukaryota, Viridiplantae, Streptophyta, Magnoliopsida, Brassicales, Brassicaceae. The record is from the annotation of a GenBank genome assembly.
AUGCCAACCAAGGAGCGGAGCUCUGACGUUCAUGCAAAACCAAGCAUAAAAGGGUCUGACGUUCAUGCGAACCCGGCGCAAGAAACAACUCUGGCGAUCCACAAUAUUGAGGCACAGAGUAAUGUGGAGAACCUAUUAAUCCAUGUUUGGGUAAGUAUGGGUCCAUCUAGUUCAUCUUAUACUCUACAAGUGAGUUUGGAGGCACACAGGUGGACUCGUUACCACUUCCGAUUCCCAAAUUUGGUCCAUUUGAUUUUCCUCCCUUGGAUUGAGACCGUUUCAACUCCGACAUUCACGCAAAACCCGACGCAGGCAAGAAGGAACAAGGACUUGACCGUCAUCUUCUGUCCGUGGGACAAACGAGCUAUGGCGGGACCGAAUUGCUUCACUCACCGUCAAUAA